Molecule: messenger RNA, 442 nt
Organism: Lingula anatina
Lineage: Eukaryota; Metazoa; Brachiopoda; Lingulata; Lingulida; Lingulidae
Product: UTP--glucose-1-phosphate uridylyltransferase-like
Biological process (GO): UDP-alpha-D-glucose metabolic process
Molecular function (GO): UTP:glucose-1-phosphate uridylyltransferase activity
Source: RefSeq, a predicted model, not a curated record
CCCAAAAGGUCCUUCCCCUCUGUGCCUCUGGUUAAACUGGGGACUAGCUUUACAAAGGUGAAGGAAUUUUUGUGGCGUUUUGCCAGUAUUCCCAAUGUGUUGGAAUUGGACCAUCUGACGGUAUCAGGAGAUGUCACGUUUGGAAAGGGAGUGACACUGAAGGGCACGGUCAUUAUAAUAGCCAACCAUGGAGAAAGAAUAGACAUCCCUCCAGGAGCCAUUUUAGAAAAUAAAAUAGUCUCGGGCAACCUCAGAAUAUUGGACCAUUAAAAACUUGAGCAAUCUCACUAUAAAGGAAUGUCUCCAGAAUCUUGUAUAUAUAGGAUAUUCAAGUUCACAAUCUGGAUCCAAUUGCCUAUUGAAUGUGUUAUUCAUCCACUGACCGUAAGAAUAUUUGCUUAACUUUGCUGCCUGCUUUGAAUGGCGGGGUGUUUCAGAAAGG